AUGUCAAAGAAGGAUCAACCAAUGAAUGAUGUUGUGGAGGAUGAUGAAGAUGAUGUCGCAGAGGAGGAAGAGGAGGACGAUGAAAUGGAAGUAGAUAAAGACAUUGCUGAUGAUGAUGAUCAUCAAGAUGAGGAUGACGAUGACGAUGAUGAGGACGAAGAUGACACAAAGGGAAACGCUCAGGUCGCAUCAGAGGACAAGAAGGAGAAAAAGAAGAAGAAGUCUGCCACUGCUCUGCCAGUGGCUAGAAUCAAGAGAAUCAUGCGUACAGAUAAGGAUGUUAAGUUAAUAUCUAGUGAUGCUUCACUAUUGAUCACAAAGUCAACUGAGUUAUUUUUAGAGUACCUAGCAAAAGAGGCCUUCAAGAAGACCACUGGAAAGAGAAAGCUAUUGUCCUACAAAGAGUUAUCAUCUGCUGUUAAGGAAAUAGAAGCACUUGAGUUCUUGGCAGAUAUCAUUCCACCAAAAGUGAUCACCUGA
Messenger RNA from Acytostelium subglobosum LB1, 480 nucleotides. RefSeq lists its product as hypothetical. The coding region runs from base 1 to 480 and encodes 159 amino acids. Lineage: Eukaryota; Evosea; Eumycetozoa; Acytosteliales; Acytosteliaceae. Gene Ontology annotation, cellular component: nucleus; CHRAC. Gene Ontology annotation, molecular function: protein heterodimerization activity. The transcript has 3 exons. The record is from RefSeq and is a predicted model, not a curated record.